GGUCCGCGAGCACACUGUGGGCUCUGGGGCUGAGACAACACAUCCCGAACAAGUCGCUUGCCGUGGACUAAAGAGCUAGCUGCCUGCAGCAUGAAGGCAACAGGCACCUUAGUGCUUCUCAGCCUGCUGCUUCUGUCUUUCUUCUCGGAUGUAGCAGCUCAAGACAUUGAAGAGAUUUGUAAAGAGUUUGUAAACAGGAGCGUGUACUGCACAAGGGAGUCCAACCCUCACUGUGGCACGGAUGGCGUAACGUAUGGGAACAAGUGCGCCUUCUGCAAGGCAGUUCUGAGGAGUGGAGGGAAAAUAAGGUUGAAGCACAUGGGGAAAUGCUGAGUCCUCACCAUCUCCGAGCACCGAACGCUGAUCCCCCUUCAGCGGCGGCCGCAGGCGCCAGUGCCUGGGCAUGGCAGCAGCUUGUCCUUGUCUCCACCGUCUCUGCUCAAUAAAACAAAACUCAGCACAA
This is a messenger RNA of Cygnus olor (mute swan), 463 nucleotides long. RefSeq names its product serine protease inhibitor Kazal-type 6-like. Lineage: Eukaryota; Metazoa; Chordata; Aves; Anseriformes; Anatidae. The transcript has 4 exons. Gene Ontology annotation, molecular function: protein binding. The record is from RefSeq and is a predicted model, not a curated record. The coding region runs from base 91 to 333 and encodes 80 amino acids.